AUGUCAACAAGCUCAUUUAUUAAAAAAAAUGCAACACUAGGCAAAGCAGCAAUUCUUAUCAAGGGUGUUUUGCAAACUUUUGAAAAUGGUAGAUCUACUCUUGCUUUUAAUAAUUUAUGGUUAGAAAUCCAAGACUUUGCUAAAGACUACAACAUUAAUUUCAAUGUACCAUUUCAAACACAAAGAUUGAAACGAAUAAGAAGAGAACCUAAUAGACUUAAUGAUUUCGUUUUGAUUACUGCUACUGGUGCCGAAGAACCCAAUGAAGUUGAUAAUGCUACUGCUGAAGAUUAUUUUCGUGAUUUAUUAGAUGUCAAUUGUUAUAAUUUAAAAUCCGAAAUUACUGUUGUAAAAAACUACUUAACAUUAACAACUGGAAAAGAUGAUAUCUCCUUAGAGGAUUUAAAAACAUUUAUUGUCAAGAAUGUCUACCCAAAUAUAUAUAAACUUCUACAGGUGGCUUUAACUUUACCAAUAAGUUCAGCCACCUGUGAACGUUCUUUUUCUGCAAUGCGCCGAAUAAAAACUUGGAUGCGAUCUACAAUGGUUGAAAAUAGAUUCAAUGAUCUUUCUAUUUUAAACAUUGAAAAAGAUUUAGCAAAAAAAAUUAGUAAUAAUGAUAUAGUUAAUGCUUUUUCGAAUAAAAAUCGAUAUAUUGUAUUGAAAUAA
This is a messenger RNA of Melanaphis sacchari, 669 nucleotides long. RefSeq lists its product as uncharacterized. Gene Ontology annotation, molecular function: protein dimerization activity. NCBI's taxonomy places the organism in Eukaryota, Metazoa, Arthropoda, Insecta, Hemiptera, Aphididae. The record is from RefSeq and is a predicted model, not a curated record. The transcript is spliced from 4 exons. Bases 1 to 669 code for a protein of 222 amino acids.